AUGAUCCAGCUGUUUGUGCUUGCUGACUCAGGCGUGUGCCGGAAUGGGUGCUUCGUGGACUCGCGGUGCCUGGCGGUGUCCAUCACUCAGGCGGCCUCAGUGUCCAAGUGUUACUUCAGCAGCAGUGCCUCGGUGCUCACCACCUUACUCAUCACAGACCCGGCCUCCAUCACUUUCAUGAAGAAAAAAGAUGCGUGCAAGCCAGGCUUUGAAGCUGUGGGCGGAUUCUGCUACUUUUUCUCUACCAAUGCAACCAACUUUACUACAGCUAAAAGCUCGUGCCCAUCUGGCAUCGCGCUCGCCUAUCCAUCCUCUGCUGCCCAAAUGGCUGAUCUCGUGGCUAACCUCAACAGCAACAAGUCUGGAAAAAACGACUGGUGGGUCGAUUUAACUCUAAAUGCGGAGAAGUGGUACUGGAACGACGGAAAGGAUUUCUUCCAGUCGGGAAGGCCUGGAGAAGAUUUGGGAACCGAAGAUAAAUACGCCUGCGCCAGACUCCAUUAUGAACCUCCUAACUAUAUAUACGCGCCCUGGAACAAAGAGUGCACGGACAGAUUCUUUUUCGUUUGCCAGUACAAAGAGUGA
Messenger RNA from Hyalella azteca, 585 nucleotides. RefSeq lists its product as uncharacterized. The record is from RefSeq and is a predicted model, not a curated record. NCBI's taxonomy places the organism in Eukaryota, Metazoa, Arthropoda, Malacostraca, Amphipoda, Hyalellidae. The transcript has 3 exons. Bases 1 to 585 code for a protein of 194 amino acids.